CACCCGAAACGGAAGCUCGUAUCACCUUCUGGAGAAAGCGGUAAAUGCCCUCAGUGACUUGCUUGGUUUCUCUUCGGGCUCCGCUCUCCGGCAUUUCCCCGAGGGAAAACAGCCGCGGUUUGUUUCCGUGAACAUAUUAACAGGCGCGCGCAAAAGCAACUAAGCCAACAGCCAUGAAAAAGCGCGAAUAAAUACUUUAUGCUUGGAGGGAAUUGCACCUCGUCCAGCCGAGCGAGUCUAAUUUCCUGAGGUCGUUUGCUUGCUCGCUCGCUUUUUCCCCUUCGGCUGAUUUGGGCUUCUCUUUCAAAGAAAGAAAGAAAGAAAAAAAGAGGGAGCCUGAACUCUGGAGGAGGAGGAGGAGGAGCCAGGGUGUGGAAGGGGUUUACAAUCCCCCUCCCUUCCCAUCUGGGAGCAGCCUGAAACACUGCUGGGAGGUAUGUGGUUCCUUGGUCAGCGGCGCGUGGGAUCAAACUAGGAAGAAACUGGAGGUGGGUUGGGGGGGCAGUUUCGAGAGAAUAUGGACUUAAGAGGCGGACAGGAAAGAGGUCCUGACAAAGAUCCAAGGCUGAAUCCGGCAGUAUUUAUGGAUCAGGGACACCCCCACCAGCUGGCGACGGGAGAGCAGAGAGGAGCUGAUCCGUACAAGCUGGUGGAAGUACAAUUGAGUGGCGGAGCUCCUUGGGGAUUUACGUUAAAAGGAGGCAGAGAACAUGGAGAACCUCUGAUCAUCACUAAGAUUGAAGAAGGUAGCAAAGCUGCAGCUGUGGAUAAAUUGCUGGCUGGAGAUGAGAUUAUCAGCAUCAAUGACAUUAACCUCUCUGGCUUCAGGCAAGAGGCAAUCUGCUUGGUGAAAGGUUCACACAAGUUUCUAAAGCUUGUGGUAAAAAGAAAAAAUGAUGUAGCCUGCAGGCCUCAUUCCUGGCAUGCUACCAAAUUCACUGAAAAUCGGCUUGAAACAGCUGCGUCAAGACUCUCCUCCACCAAUGUCUGUGCUUCAUGGCCCUCUCAGUAUCAUUCAAGUUCCUUUGAUCUUUCAAACUCAUGGAAUCAAUCAAAUCUACAUCGUACCUCAGGCCAAUUCAGCUCUGUGGGAAGCAUGGAUAUCUGGGAUCACACACCCCAAACAUAUCAGUAUGGACAGAUUUCCGCUGCAAAGUCCAAUAGCAGCAUUGAUCAUCUGGGGAAUCCCAGCAAAAGAGAUUCUGCAUAUGGUUCUUUUUCUACUAGCUCCAGUACACCUGAUCACACAUUGUCCAGUGUAGAUGCUCUGUCAACAGAGAACGUAAUGUAUAAAGUGGGCAACUGGGAAACUCCAAAACAAGGGAAUAGCAAAACUGUUUCAUUUCUGAGUGAUAAUGGAAAAUCUGAAGAAAAAGUUAACUCCUUUGCAACUCCACCACAAUACGAAAACAACCUAAGUUCACGACUAGAAGACCAUACUAAUUCAGUCUAUUCUGGGGCUGGACGAUCUAAUUUUGUACCUGUAUGGUAUGUCCCUGAAGAAAAAAAGUCUCCUUCCCCUCCACCUCCCCCACCCCCUCUCCGUAGUGAUAGUUUUGCUGCUACCAAAAGUCAUGAUAGAGAUCAUGCACCUCCUCUAUAUUCAGAGGGCAUUCAGAGCCCCCAGCAUUUUGAAGGCUUACAUAGAACACCAAUCAGAAAUGAUUGGAGUGCUGAAACUGCUGAAGAACAAAAGCGAAUGAUCAGGUCAGUUGAGAAAACCUCACACAGAAGACGAGGAAGCAGCCCAAUACAAAGACCUGAUUUUAUUCCAGAUUAUGAUUUCUCUUCCCCAGGUGACAGAAUAAACAAUAAUAUGGAACAUGUUAAGAGGCUGCAUUCUUCUCUGUCUAGUACCGAUGUUCGAUUUCCCCAGUCUGUUUAUGAGUCUCAGAACCAUCAACAUCAGCGUCAAUAUAGUGAUGAAUAUAGUUUCUUUCACAAUGCAAAAGCCUCUGCAUCAUCUAAAGAGCCAAAAUGGCUCUCUUCUUAUAGUGACAUUAGGGAAAGGCCUUCUGAUAAACAUAACUGUCAUCUAAACCAAACCAGGAUUCCUAGUAAUACCACCACGGCAGUUUCUGACAUGAGUUCUGAGGAAAACCCUGGACUAAAUCAUUAUUACUGUGUAAAAGCGAAGCAGCAGCCUGCUCAGGGAACCUCAAAACCUCAAAGAAUUGGAACAGGAAAUCUUGCUGCUUCUGUGUCAAGUGAGAAUCCUGUUAUAACCAUGAGCCAAAAUCCUAAAUAUUCUCUACCUCAGCAUCUUACUGAGCCUUCUCUGCAUAUAUGUGAAAAGAGACCUCACUGUGUAGUUAACAAAGGAGAGGAUAUUAAAGCUGUUGUACUGGAAGAUUCUAGGAAGAUAAAUUACUCUGAGAAAUCAGGUCAGACUUUUGAAGAAAAUCUCAGUAGUCAUCAAGAAUAUAAGGAUGGGCAGGAGUAUUUUCAGGUGUCUGACACUAAAAUAGCCCCAAAAGAUUUCAAAUGGAAUCGGGAGAAGAACUAUCAUAUUUCUCCCCAAAAGACCCCAAUGUUGCAUUCUUUAGCUCAGGAAGAGAAAAGGCAGAUUAAUGUUGCUGCCGAAAUUGGGAUUAAUAAACAGACAGCAUUUGAUAUUCACCUAAGCAAAAAUGCAAGAAGGAGUGAUCGUUUUGCUACCACACUGAGAAAUGAAAUUCAAAUGAAGAGAGCAAAACUCCAAAAAAGCAAAAGCACAGCAGCCUUAGUAGAGCCAACUGAGGAAGAGGAGUGUGCUGAGAACUGGAAGCAUGAUUCUCAAGAAAAGACAGCUCCUUCAUCAGAAAGUUGUUAUUCUCACAUGUACAAAGAUAAUCUGAAAGAGGCCCAAGCCAGAGUCUUGAAGGCCACUUCUUUUCAGCGCCGAGACUUGGAACCCAACUCUGCAGAUUAUCUUCCAAACCGAAAGACUAAUAUAUAUAAUACUUCUCCAUUGACUUUAGUUUCUGAAGAUGAAUUAGGUUUUCCUGAACUUAGGCAGUCUUCUAAAGAGAUAUCACUGAGUAAUGCUGCUCACCAGCUUUCACGUAUUGGUGCUAGGAAGAGAUUUACUGCAGAACAAAAGUUAAAAUCUUAUUCUGAACCUGAGAAAAUAAAUGAAGUGGGUUUGUUGGAUGAUAACUGCCAAACACACCAUCGUCCAACUACAUCAGAGGAAGCUUUGGAAACUUUUGCAGAUAAAUGGAAGUUUUUUGAAGAGACUAGUAAGCCAGUCUAUCAAAAAUCUUCACAAAGAUGUGCAUCCUACUUUCAUUCAGAAGCAGAGUCUGCUACUCCUCGUAGAAAUUCUAAUGAAAUUGAAUCUGGAGGAUCAUGCUACAAAAAAAGAAUGCGGUCAGCUUCUUUUGGAGUUGAGAAUGUGCUUUGUGCGUCUGAUACACCUAAUGAAACUGUACGUUACAGUGGCCAUAUUGCUAAAUCAAGACAACCUCAGAGGUUAGAAACAUUUGCAGAAUACCAGGCAUCUUGGAAAGAACAGAGAAAACAUAUAGAAAACUGUAGUUCUGGAAAGUACCAUUCAGCUGAUAAUAUCCUUGAUGCUGGCCUUGAACAACUUGAGAAGUCUCAGUAUAAACAUGAACGGUCCAGGUCAUCUCCUUCUACUGAUUUUUACAAGCAGGAAACAUCAACAGAAGCAAAGAGGCAUACUGAAAAAUCCAGGAAAGAUGAAAAGCUUAUUUCCUCCGUUGCAAAAUCAGAUGAAAGCAGCUGCAAUUUGAGAUCAUCUGAUAAAGAGUAUCCAGAAGAUUUUCUGAGAGAACUCACAGCUCAGGAGGACUGCAGUUCAGGAAACAAGUGGAAAGCAUCUGCAAGGUCCUUUCAUGCAGAACCUGCCACAAUUACAUCACAGCAGAGCCGAGGUAGAUCUGGGACAUUGCCCAGUGAUUACAGAUACUCACAGGAAAAUCUAAAUGAGAAAAGCAAAGAUUAUGGUGCUUUGCCUCUUAUGAUUUCUGGACUACAAAUAUCAGAUAAGAAUCAGCACUGUUUAACACAUGUCAAAGCAGAAGAAAAUCUACAGGGGAAUUCUAUACUGCUGAAUAAGAAACAUGGCUGUUUUCCUCAGAGGCCACCCGCACCCAAACAAGAUAAGAAACACAGGCGACAGGAUAGUUUUUCAGCUUCACUUGCUUCAGAAUCUUUACUGACUGUACCCAACAGAUCAGAUCAGUCUUCCCCUGCUGCUACCAAUAUAGCUAUAGGCAGAUCAUCACCACCUCAGGUUCCCACAAAAAAUUCUGGAAAAUUUAUAAGUGCAGAGUCUGGGCAGUUGGCAUCAACAGAAAAUGUUUUUCAGCAUUUAGAAGAAAAAAGACAUCUCAAAUCUGAACCUCCCCUUCCUUCAGCUUAUCGUUACCAUCUAAAAGCUAGAAUGGAAGCAUCAAGAUCCCCUUCACCACAAUUUGCUCCACCAAAGCUGACUGAUAAGCCACCUGUGCCUGCUCAGGAUGAAAAUUCCACAAGAAUUGAAAGAGUGAUGGAUAACAAUACAACCGUAAAAAUGGUUCCAAUCAAGAUUGUACAUUCUGAGAGCCAUUCAGAGAAGACAAGCAGACAGAAUCUUGGGACCACAAUAGAGCCUCCUACUUUACCAAGUGGCUUAGAAAAAGACCAAAUCAAGACACUUAGCACUUCUGAACAGUCCUAUUCACGUUUUUGUGCUUAUACGAGACAAGGUGUGGAAAUUGAGCUUGAGAACAAAUCAAACCUGUCGUCUUUGCAACCUAUUGAAAGCUUUGGGAGGAACAUAAAAGAGAAUGACAUAUCCACCCAUGCAGUUAACUAUGUGAGAGCCAAAGAAAAGACAAUUGAGGACUGGAAAUCAGAAGAAUUAGCUAGAGAAAUAGUAGAUAAAGAUAAAUCAUUAGCAGAAAUUUUAGACCCAAAUGUGAAAAUAAAAACCACAAUGGAUUUAAUGGAGGGAAUCUUUCCCAAAGAUGAACAUCUCUUAGAAGAAGCACAACAUCGCAGAAAAUUUCUUUUAAAGAUUUCAGCACCCAAAACUGAAGAGGAAAAGAAAGAGGAGCUGCCUCUGUCUUUGGCCAUUCCCUUAACAACUAAUUCCACUUACUACAGCACCUCUGCACCCAAGGCAGAACUUCUGAUCAAGAUGAAGGAUAUGCAGCAGCAGCAGCAGCAGCAGCAACAGCAAAGUGAGGAGGAUUCUGAAAAUGAGUUAGACCACAAUUUGUCUGAGAAGAAGCAAGAGCUUAUAGAUAGCAUUAGUCGAAAACUAAAAGUGCUAAAAGAAGCUCGAGAGACACUCUUGGAAGACAUUCAAGCCAAUAAUCUUCUUGGAGAUGAAGUGGAGGUGGUGGUAAAGGAGGUCUGCAAACCCAAUGAAUUUGACAAGUUUCGGAUGUUUAUUGGAGAUCUAGACAAAGUGGUUAACCUCUUGCUAUCACUCUCUGGUCGACUUGCCAGAGUAGAAAAUGCAUUAAACAACUUGGAUGAAAACGCUUCUCCCGAGGAAAGGCGGAUUCUAGUAGAAAAACAGAAAUUACUCACACAACAACAUGAAGAUGCAAAGGAGCUGAAAGAAAACCUGGAUCGAAGAGAACGCAUUGUCUUUGAUAUUCUGGCCAGCUAUCUGAGUGAUGAAAGCCUUGCCGAUUAUGAGCACUUUGUCAAAAUGAAAUCAGCCCUCAUAAUAGAACAGCGAGAGCUAGAGGACAAAAUAAAACUUGGGGAAGAGCAACUCAAAUGCCUGACUGAAAGUCUCCAGCCUGAAAGACCCAAAUAAUGAUUCAAUAAUCCUGGGACUUUGUUUUACGUAGUUUUAUUUGCAAACCUUGAAACCUUUUAUAGUUUUUUUAAGACAGAAAAGAGACCAAUAUACACAUGAGCACUGUUCCCUGAUUUCCCAAAAGGGAAUAAGAAAACUCUUUUAAUUUUAGAAACUUGGAGAAAAAGUACUUACAUUAAGCAGACAAAACAACUUUUCCAACACUAUGAUUAGGCUGGUGAAAUACAUUGGCACUAUUGUACAUUUAGAUACUUUUUUAAAAAAAGUAAUUUUGCAUGAUAUUAGUCUUUUCAAAAUUAUUUCAAAACCGUUUGCUCAAGUAAACUUUUAAUUAUAUCCAAUUAAACUAAUUCAGAAUGUACCAAUAAAUUGGUAUAUUUCUGUGGCUUUGUGAAUUUUAAAAUUCUAAUGAAUUAUAUCUAUAGUUCAUUAAUUUAUCACUUCAGUAUUGAUGGCUCUGGAAGAGAUAAGAAAGACAACUUUAACUCAAAGCAGUUUUCUUAUCUGAAUAAAAAACUGAAGGAUUGAUUCUUAUAAGUCUAAGUUUGUAAUAUAGUGCAAAAUUAAUACGACAUUUCAUUAGGUACUAUUUGCCAGGAGUUUUGUUAGUCAUGUAUUUGUAGAUUGUUCUGCAUAUUCUUCAUCUAUAUGUUUUCACCUGAUGACUUUGCCUUUAAAGAUCAAUGUUUGUCCAGUGACUGCUAUAAGCUCCUUGUUUUACUUGGAUACCUCUGUGCUUUGUUUAUAUUAACAAAUGAUAUAACAGUUUGAUCUUAUUUUCUAGUCCAAUCACAUGUAGGGACAUAUUAACACUGUAAUCUAAAAAAAUAUUUUUAAAAAGCCACUUUAAAACCUUUUACAUGAUAAGGAUGCAAUAACUGUUGAUGUAUUAACCAACUUAUAAGUAAUGUUCCUUAACAUUAAUGGAUGUUUGUAAUGAAUAAAGAUAAUUGUUAUGUCUUUUCUAUAAGGUAUUUUUAAGACUUACUGAGAAAUAAUUUACCUAAAACCUUGAGCCAGUACUGCACAGUACCCUCAUUUAGAAGUUAAAUUAACUGCACCAUUACAGAAGAACUUAACUGUGAAAUCAUUCCACAAGAAUAGGUACAAUUUCAGCUGUUCUGAUUACUCUAGCAAUAAAAUGGUUAGCUAUAGAAGAACUAGCCAUAAUUGAUUCCACAUAAUCAUGAUUUCAUAAGUGGAUAUCAGUCAAUCCUGUGCAUAUAAAGCAAACCUAGGACUCAUACCACAAGACGCAUUUAUAGGAUUGCAAUCAUGUAUUCUUGAUCGGUCUUUUCCCACAAAUAUCAGUGCUAAUUCAUACAUUUGAUGCCAUUCCCUUCUAUGUUGUUAACAUUAUUUUAACAAUUUUCUCUACUACUGUAUUUAUAUCUGACAUCAUUGUGACAUACAUUCUCCAGUCCAUAUUAGACAAGUGUUCCAUUUUGUUUCUGGUUUAAUUCUUAUAUAUAUAUAUAUAUAUACAAUAUAAAGCAACAUUUUUGUUCCAAUCAAAUGUAACAUUUUUUUCUUUAACUCUUUAAGGAAAUAAAAGUUUUCUGUGAUGAUUCAGUUUGUAUAUGUGCACUCAAAAUAUAACUGGUAUGUACACAGUAAUUUGCAUUUAAGUCAUGUAAUUCAUAUGAACUUAGUACAUAAAUUAAUGUAUAAUUAUAUUUCACUUUGCAUAAUAAUAUAUUUAAUCAUUACCUUUGGUUAAGCUUGCCAUUUUUUUGUUUGCUGGUUUGGCAGGCUCUCUGGAAAGAGCCGGUAAAGGGAUUCCCUCUUCUGUAUAUAUACUUUACAAAUAUCUCUACUGUUUGUUCUAUCUGAGAGUUAAUCUGGUGCUAAUGUCUUGCUUUGGCAUCAUGAGUGAAGGAUUAUUUCACUUUAUACGUCAUUGCAGUAUUUAGACUUUUUGUACAGUAAAAAAUAUAUUUUGAUUUUUUUUCCUGUGGUCCAUUUUCCAUAUGCUACACAAAUCCAAACAACAUAUUUCAAUUUCUUAAUUUUUGUUUAAUUAUCUACCUACUGACAAGGUUAUAUUGUUUUAUCAAGGAAAAUAAAAUAAAAUAAAUACUGUGCUUGA
Molecule: messenger RNA, 7853 nt
Organism: Notechis scutatus (mainland tiger snake)
Lineage: Eukaryota; Metazoa; Chordata; Lepidosauria; Squamata; Elapidae
Gene: SHROOM2
Product: shroom family member 2
Biological process (GO): actin filament organization
Cellular component (GO): cortical actin cytoskeleton; adherens junction; apical junction complex
Molecular function (GO): actin filament binding
Source: RefSeq, a predicted model, not a curated record